This is a messenger RNA of Cucurbitaria berberidis CBS 394.84, 744 nucleotides long. RefSeq lists its product as uncharacterized. The coding region runs from base 1 to 744 and encodes 247 amino acids. NCBI's taxonomy places the organism in Eukaryota, Fungi, Ascomycota, Dothideomycetes, Pleosporales, Cucurbitariaceae. Gene Ontology annotation, molecular function: protein binding. The transcript is spliced from 2 exons. The record is from RefSeq and is a predicted model, not a curated record.
AUGACACCGAGCAGGCACAAGGACCAUAAAGGUACUCGGCCUCGCAUUUCCGCCAAGGACCCGAAGCUCGCCACAAUCCUCGUUGGACCAGCCGAAGAGAAGUUCGUCAUACACGAAGAGCUUCUGACAUACUAUUCCGGGUUCUUCCGCGCAGCUUUGACCGGUCGCUUCAAAGAGGCUGAAGAGAAGACUGUGCAUUUGAAGGACGACAAUACCCACAUCUUCGAAUUUUUCGUGCACUGGCUCUAUCAUCAGCGCUUCCCCGUCGCAAAUGACGCUGACGAGCUGUACAAAUUGUGGAAAGGAGUCUCGAACAACAAAGAGGCGCAGACGAAUAACCUCAUUCGCCUUCACGUCUUCGGUGAUACAUACGACGUCCCCAAGCUGAAAGUGUCGACGAUGACCACCCUCUGCAAAUAUGCUCUUAGACCCUGCAAUGAUGUCGCACUACCCAAGGCGCACAUGGUUAGGUUUGCAUUCGAAAAUCUUCCGGAGGGUUCCCCACUUUGUACCUUUCUGGUCGACACAUACUGCGACGAGGCGACCAAGUGCACCUGGACGGGUUUUGCUCAGGAGAAUUGGCCGUCGGCAUUCAUAUCGAGAGUUCUCUGCCAAUACACCGAGUAUGCGUUUGGCAAACGAAGCAAGAACGACUCUAUCUGUUCGUGCGACUAUCACAACCAUAAGACGGAUGAAGAGCGACGCUCUUGCCAUGAACACUGGCGGCGGAGAAGGAAGCGUUAG